CCCACAUCACCCUGAUUGUCAAGGUGCUGCUGCUGCAGCCAUGAGGGACCGCUCCUGCAUGCAAUGAAAUGACCUUGCUCACAAUCAAAUUCCCCCAGCACUCACAGGGAAACUCAGGAUGCCCCAGCUCACUCCAUGUGGGAACCUCAGAGCCCUCCCCUAAACCUCAGUGCCAGCCCCAUUGGCUGCCAGGGCCAUUGGCACCAGCAGAGCUGCCCAGGCAGAGCCAGCCUGAGGAGACAACUGCGGCCACAUCUCCCAACAGUCUGUUCUUGCUGCUGCUGCACCCACUGCUGCACACUUGGGGCCUCCCUGCUGGAACUAUGCAGUCCCCUUGCUGCUGCCUGCUCUCCCUCCUCCUCUACCUCGUCCUCCUCUCUGGGACAUGGGCAGACCUGGAGGGGACCAUCACUCUCCGGCUGCUCCAGACCUCCACCUUCCAAAACACCUCGUUUGUGGACACGGAGGGGUUGGGCCUGCUGGAAGACAUCGAACUUGGUUAUUUUGAUAAACGCACAUGGUCCAUCCACCUCUACCAGCCCUGGGUGCACUCGGCCCUGCCCCGAGCUGAUUGCGACAGCAUGGAGAACCUGAUUAUAGGCUAUUUUCUGCAUUUCAACCACAUGGUCAAUGAAGGGGCCAUGCUAACAGACAUCCCCUACCCCUUUGUGUUUCAGUGCAUGGGUGGCUGCAUACUGUACCCCAACAGAACCACCCAGGCCUUUGCCUACGUGGGUUACAAUGGUCAGGAUUUCCUCAGCUUCGACACAAAGAAUGCCACCUGGACCCUCUCCCAGGACACCAUAUUCUCACAGCAUAUCAAGGCAUUUCUUCAGAACUACACUGCCAUGAAGGACAUGGUGAAAAUGAUCUUCAGUGAUACUUGUGUCAAUGAGAUGAAGAUGGUCCUGCAGUAUGGGAGGGCAGCUCUGGAGAGACAAGAGCUGCCUGUGGCCACGGUCUUCGCCCGCACCCCCAGCCUAGGCCAGCUGCUGCUCGUUUGCCACGUCACUGGCUUCUACCCGCGUCCCAUCAGCGUGGCCUGGCUGCGGGAUGGCCAGGAGGUGCCUCCGGGGCCGGCGCUCAACACCAGCCCCAUCCUGCCCAACGCUGACCUCACCUACCAGCUCCGCAGCGCCCUGGCCGUGGCCCCCCGGGACGGGCACAGCUACGUCUGCCGUGUGCGCCACCACAGCCUGGGCACCCACAGCCUCCUCAUCCCGUGGGGGAACUCCGAAGUGGUGCUGAUCACAGGGCUCGUGGCCGGGCUGCUUGCAGCCGUGGCCAUGGCUGCCGUGGUGGUGCUUUGGGUGUGGAGACAAAGGUCUCUGCCAUGGAGCAUCCAGCUGUCCUCCUCUCAUUUUAGAAACCACCAGCCAAAGGAGGAAUCAAAGUCCAGGAACUCCAUCCUGAGCAAAGGAGCUUAGUUCAGCAGGGAGCCAACAGUCCCCAUUCCCUCCCACUGCCUUCACAGCAACUUUUUCUGCUUCAACCAAGUUUUAGGUGUUGCCAGUUGCAAGACUUAACUCGAUUCAGAGAUGCACAAGAGAAACCUGGCAAGAGAAACCUGAGCUGUUGAUGCAGUUGAACUUUCUAAACAGACACAAAUUCAUUCUGACAACCUUCUCAUUUGUUACACAUGAUCAUCUCUUAGCUUGUGGCACUCGCCCGUCCACCUACUGAUGCUCUAGGGCACCUCAAUGCCCAGUGGCAAAUUCUUCUGGUUCUACUUCAGUCACAGUUUUGUCAGAAGCUGGAAAGCUGUCCCCUUCAACUGGUGUAUUUUUUCCUAAAAAUUGCCUUUAUUAACCAUAUUCCAGAAGUAAUUGUGCUGAGACUGAACAGUUCCACACAGACUAACAGAACCUGGCCAGAAAUGGCUUUGGAAAGUGCUGAGUAACACUGAAACUCCGGUGAACUGUGUGGGAGCUGCAGAUGAGUAUGAAAUGAAAAUAAACCAUUCAUAUUUUUACUAAGA
Messenger RNA from Prinia subflava (tawny-flanked prinia), 1978 nucleotides. Its product is annotated as T-cell surface glycoprotein CD1b-3-like. The transcript has 6 exons. Gene Ontology annotation, biological process: antigen processing and presentation, endogenous lipid antigen via MHC class Ib; immune response; antigen processing and presentation, exogenous lipid antigen via MHC class Ib. The record is from RefSeq and is a predicted model, not a curated record. Gene Ontology annotation, cellular component: external side of plasma membrane. Bases 69 to 1427 code for a protein of 452 amino acids. Gene Ontology annotation, molecular function: exogenous lipid antigen binding; lipopeptide binding; endogenous lipid antigen binding. Lineage: Eukaryota; Metazoa; Chordata; Aves; Passeriformes; Cisticolidae.